UAAUAUAAGACUUAACUGACGUUUCAAAAUGUCUUAAAAAAAUCCUUAAGACUUCAUUGUUAUUUUAUCAAAAGUAUAAACCUCAGGCGUCAUCGCAUUGGGUGGGAAUUUUCUAGUUUUGAAAACCCUGCCACCGAAAGGAAAAUAUGAAAUCAAUCAGAGUAUAUUAGAACGGAAACGAUCUGUUGAAAGUGCCUUCCCGAAAGCUUGGCUCCCUUCCUUAUCGUCCUCUUGUUCCACUCCUUUGCUCUCAUCCAAAGAGAAUGCCAAUUGCAUUGUGUUGGAGGCGCUGAAAAUUUUGAAUUUACCCUGAAAAGCAACUCGCAGUGGUUACCGAACUUUCAGUAGCCGGUUUUCUCUUCAAUCUCCUUGAGAUUUCCUGCAAACUUGUAGAUUCUGUCUUUUCUGCAUUUUGAAGUCAGAAUGACAUCUGAUGUUGUUAAGUGAUUGAUCGACUCGGUGAAGUCUAAAAGUUAUUUUACCCAACGGAUUGCUCUGUGGGAAUUGUAUUCAAGCAAUCUUUUUUCAUGCCGUGAGAGGCCAUCAUUUAGCCUGUUUCUCCAAACUUGGUUGAAGCCUUUGUUUUCAGAAGUUUGUGUCUAUUUUUGCUGCUGCUAGUCAUCUCCUGUAGAUGCUCACUGUACAAAAUCACAGUCAAUUAACUGUUACAAGCAAUGUCGCACAAAAAGAGGAAUUUAUAUCAAUCAAAGCGUUCAUUGAAAUCUCACCCCUUUGAGGCAUUUCUCUCUGGCUCAUGGAAAGCUGUGGAGCUCAUAAAAAUUGAGGGGGGAACUUCAACACUGCAUUUUAUCAAUAGCCAAAAUAGAGUUUUGAAGAAAGGUCCUGAUUCAGACAUUCGGAUAAGGUCAAGGAAAGCUACUCUAUCAGAUUGCUCCUGUUUUCUAAGACCUGGAAUUGAUGUAUGUGUGCUAUCAGCCUCUCAACAGGAUGAUAAUUCAGGGAAAAUUUGUCUUGAACCUGGGUGGGUUGAUGCUAGAAUAAGAUCUGUGCAGAGAAAGCCCCACGAAUCUAGGUGUUCAUGUGAAUAUUUUGUCAACCUCUAUGUUAAUCAAGGUUGUUAUGAUCUAGAGAUGAGAAGUCUUAAUAAGGAGAGUAAAGUGGUUGGAAUAAAUCAAAUAUCCAUCCUCCAGAAGCUUGAUCGCAAUCCCUGUGGAGAUCAGCAUUAUCGGUGGGAAUCAUCUGAGGAUUGCUUUGAAGCACGAAAGACUAAAUUGUUUGCAGGAAAAUUCUUAUCUGAUUUUGCAUGGUUGGUUGUUGCAUCAGCUUUAAAGCAGGUCUCUUUCUGUGUAAGAUCUGUAGAAAACAAGAUUGUUUAUCAAAUUUUGGGAUGUGAACGUUCAAGCUCUUCAUUGAACUGUAAUUCUCUUAAACAGGUAAAUUUCAGAGUAGACAAUGGGAUGUUAGUACCCAUUGUUGCUCAUAUCGUUCUGUCUGACGACAAAAAGAUAGACCAAGCAAAAGAUGCAUCUGAAGAUGAGAUCUCACCAGUUUCUUGCACAGAGGGCUUACGGCGUUCCAAACGUCGUAACAUAGAACCUGAACGUUACCUUGGUUGUGAUGGUGUCUUUAAGUUGGAUUUUGGUUCUGUUCGAACCAGUUUACCCAAGUCCAACACAAGUAAAGAUGGCGUUGAUUUACAAGCAAAUUGUCUAGAAGAAGAUAUAGAUGCUUGUCAAAAUAUCAAUAAGAUAAAUACCUGCCAGGAGGUCCUAGUGAACAAAAGUGGGGCUGCAAGUGGGAAGGUGAAGUUAGAUGAUGUUGACAAAGAAGGGCAUAAGACUCAACCUGUUAGUGAUUCUCUGCCUGAUGGAGGUGGUCCAGUAGCACAUGACCAUUCUUAUCUCAACACAAACAAUACUGGAAAUUCUAGGCAUGAAAAUUGUGUUUUUUCCAAAUAUAAUCAUCUGACUCAUUGCCCUAAACUGAACAGGAAAAUUGUUGACCCAUGGACAUUUGAACCGUAUGAUCAUCUACCAAAAGUUCCUGAUCCUGAAAAUUCUGCAAAAGAAAUUGAUGAUAAAUCUUCUCUAUGUUAUUCUGAUACCCGUAACGUGCAGAGGAAGGAUUUAUAUGGUCCGGAGGACAUGGACACUGAAAAUAGAUGGGAAGGGAUGCACUCCAAUAAAGAAAUUCAAGGAAAAAAUUAUCAUUCACCAAUGAGAAGUAAAAGUUGUGGGGAAGAAAGAACUUACAAAGACAGAUCCUUAAGUGAUGCUGAAAAUUGUGCAAAAGAGAUUGAUGAUAAAUCUCCUAAAUGUUAUUUUGGUACCUGUAACGUGCAGAUGAAGGAUUUAUCUGGUCUGGUGGACGUGGAUACUGAAAAUAGAAGUGAAGGGAUACAUUCCGAUAAAGAAAUUCAACGGGAAAAAUAUCAGCCACCAACAACAAGAAGUAAAAGUCGUGGGGAAGAAAGAACUUGCAAAGACAGAUCCUCAAGUGAUGCUGAAAAUUGUGCAAAAGAGAUUGAUGAUAAAUCUUCUGGAUGUUAUUAUUUUGGUGCCUGUAAUGUGCAGAGGAAGAAUUUAUCUUGUCUGGAGGACAUGGAUACUGAAAAUAGAUGUGAAGGGACACAUUCUGAUAAAGAAAUUCAAGAGGAAAAAUAUCAGCCACCAACAACAAGAAGUAAAAGUCAUGGGGGAGAAAGAACUUACAAAGGCAGAUCCGCAAGUCAUGCUGAAAAUUCUGCGAAAGAGAUUGUUGAUAAAUCUUCUAGAUGUUAUUACUUCAGUGCCAGUAAUUUGCAGAGGAAGGAUUUAUCUGGUCGGGGGUACAUGGAUUCUGAAAAUAGAUGGGAAAGACAUUCUGAAGAAAUUCAAGGGGAAAAAUAUCAGCCACCAACAACAAGAAGUCAAAGUCGUGGGGGAGAAAGAACUUACAAAGACAGAUCCUCAAGUCAUGCUGAAAAUUCUGCCAAAGGUAUUGGUGAUAAAUCUUCCAGUUGUUAUUACUUUAGUGCCAGUAAUUUGCAGAGGAAGAAUUUGUCGAGUGGGGAGGACAUGGAUGCUGAAAAUAGAUGGGAAGGGAUACAAGAAAGAACUUGCAAAGCCAGAUCCUUAAGUGAUGCUGAAAAUUGUGCAAAAGAGGUUGGUGAUAAAUCUUCUAGAUGUUACUAUUUUGGCACCUGUAAUGUGCACAGGAAGGAUUUAUCUGGUCUGGAGGACAUGGAUACAGAAAAUAGACCGGACAGGAUACGUUCCAAUAAAGAAAUUCAAGAGAAAAAAUAUUAUUUACCAAUGACAAGGAGUAAAAGUUUUACUCACAGUGAAGAAAGAACUUACAAAGACAGAUCUUUAAGUGAUGCUGCCUACAAGGAAUUGAUAGAUUUUUACUUAAAGAAUACUGACAUGGCACCAACUAAAGAGGAGCCACCUAUACCUGACCAGUGGGUAGAAUUUAAGGCAACAAGCAACUAUGGACAAAAGUGGGGGGCAAAACCUGAUGGAGAAGUUUCUGAAAUUGAUUUAUUGUGGAGAGAAAUGGAAGUUGCAUUAGCAUCAAAUUACAUCUUUGAUAACAUAGAGGAUUCAAAGGCUGCAGUCUUUUCUGAAACUGAGGAAAAUUCUGACAAACUUUGUCAUCACGAUUUUAGAUUGAAUGAAGAGAUUGGAAUUUACUGCUGUAAAUGUGGCUAUGUGAGCACAGAGAUAAAAGACAUUUCGCCACCCUUUGUGCAAAACUUGGGAUGGCAACAAGAUGAAAAGCAGUGGAAUGCUGCAAAGGCCAACGAGGAUGAUAGUUUACAUCUUUUCUCAAAUCAUCCUUCAACUGAUAUGCCUGUAUCUGAAGAAAAUGAUAUCUGGGGACUGAUUCCCGAACUUACUAGUAAGUUACAUGUCCACCAGAAAAAAGCUUUUGAAUUUCUUUGGAAAAACAUUUCUGGAUAUGUGGAACCAGCAUCUGUGAAAGCAGCAUCAAAAAGAAUAGGUGGCUGCGUGAUAUCUCAUUCACCUGGAGCUGGGAAAACUUUUCUAAUUAUUGCAUUUCUUGCAAGCUACUUGAAGUUGUUCCCAGGAGAGAAACCUUUGGUCCUUGCUCCAAAGACAACACUUUAUACGUGGUAUAAAGAAUUUAUCAAAUGGGAAAUUCCUUUACCAGUGUACCUAAUUCAAUCUCAACGUAGAGCCCAUGGAGCAUGCAAGGAGUCAUUGGUUAUUCCUGGUGUGCCAAAGCCCAAUGGAGAUGUCAGGCAUCUUUUGGACUCUCUUGAAAAAAUACAGAAGUGGCAUUCACACCCGAGUGUUCUAGUCAUGAGUUAUACUUACUUUUCUAGGCUGAUGGGAGAGAAUUCAAAGUUUUCGCACCGAAAGUAUAUGGCUGAAGUUUUGAGGAAAAGUCCAGGGGUCCUGAUUCUGGAUGAAGGGCACAAUCCUAGAAGUACAGAAUCACGUUUGAGGAAAGCCUUAAUGAAAGUAGAGACAGAAUUGAGAAUACUACUUUCAGGUACAUUGUUUCAGAACAAUUUCUGUGAAUACUUCAACACUCUCUUCUUGGCAAGACCAAAGUUUGUUCAUGAAGUGCUGAGAGAAUUAGACCCCAAAUAUAAGAGGAAAAAAGGGAGAGCUGAAAGAAAACCGAACUUCAUAGAAGCACGGGCAAGAAAAUUAUUCUUAGAUAAAAUUGCAAAAAAAAUAGACUCUGGUGAUAGUGAUGAGAGGUUGCAGGGUUUAAACAUGUUAAGAAAGAUCACAAAUGGAUUUAUAGAUGUUUAUGAAGGUGGAGGUUCUGAUAGUCUUCCUGGUUUGCAUGUUUAUACAUUGUUAAUGAAUAUUACUGAUUAUCAAGAUCAGCUUUUUCAUGCACUCUAUGAAAAAAUUGCCGAUUCCAAUCGGUAUCCCCUGGAGGUGGAGCUUUUGGUAACCCUUGGAGCAAUACAUCCGUGGCUAAUUAAAACAGCUGCAUGCUCUGAUAAGUUUUUAAAUGAGGCGCAACUGAGGGAGCUAGAAAAAUGCAAGUUUGAUUUGAAGAUAGGACCAAAAAUACGGUUUGUUCUGGGCCUUGUAUAUCGUGUUGUCAAGGAGGAAAAGACUCUUGUCUUUUUCCACUACAUUGCACCUAUGAGAUUGUUUGUAGAACUAUUCGAGAAAUUCUUUGGAUGGCAGUUAGGUUGCGAAGUUUUGGUACUUAGUGGGGAACAAGAUCUCUUUGAACGUGGAAGAGUCAUGGAUAAGUUUGAGGAGCCUAGAGGAGCAUCAAAGGUACUCCUUGCUUCAAUUACAGCCUGUUCUGAAGGCAUUAGUCUGACAGCAGCUUCUCGUGUGAUUUUGUUGGACUCAGAGUGGAAUCCAUCAAGAACAAGGCAAGCUAUUGCCCGUGCCUUUCGUCCUGGUCAGCAAAGGAUUGUAUAUGUGUAUCGGCUUUUGGUGACGGGUACAAUGGAGGAAGAAAAAUAUCGCAAAACCACCUGGAAAGAGUGGGUUUCAAGAAUGAUUUUUAGUGAGGAUUUUGUGGAGGAUCAAUCAAAAUGGCAAGCAGAAAAGCUUGAAGAUGAUAUACUUCAGGAAAUGAUUGCCGAAGACAAGUCUAAAAUAUUCCAUGUGAUAAUGAAAGAUGAGAAAGCUUCAACCAACUGAUGUGUGAUUUACUUGGGAACUUCCCUGCAGGAAGGAACAGUAGCAUGUUGCAUGCACUUCUCUCGAAACAUCAAUGGGUUGCUUCUAGCAUACCUAUAUUAUAUUAUUAGUUUGACCCUCUCUCUCUUGGGUAUGGGUUUUUUUUGGCCAAACUUUCUUGGGUGUGGUUACAAUGUAAAUAUGUAAAGAAAAGGUUAUGUAUUGUACAAGCAACUUGCUUGAGACUAUUGUGGCCCUGCGUAUGCAAUGAAUGCGCUGUGAAGUAUCUCAUGUGAUAUAAUGAAUGUAUUGCUAGUCCAAAGAAAAGUGAUUCCAACAACUGACUGACUGAGUAAUAUAUUUUAUUCUUUCAUAAUGAA
Molecule: messenger RNA, 5950 nt
Organism: Prosopis cineraria
Lineage: Eukaryota; Viridiplantae; Streptophyta; Magnoliopsida; Fabales; Fabaceae
Product: SNF2 domain-containing protein CLASSY 2-like
Exons: 7
Coding region: 675-5591 (1638 amino acids)
Biological process (GO): gene silencing by siRNA-directed DNA methylation
Molecular function (GO): ATP binding; ATP-dependent chromatin remodeler activity
Source: RefSeq, a predicted model, not a curated record